AUGCAAGAAGCGAUUCAUCCAACGACCAACAUGAAGAGAAUUCAUAGUAGGAAUCACGACGACCAAGAACUUCUACCGGAUUCGCACACUCGUUCAUCUUCAAUUUCCAACCGAAAAUGUUCCGUUGCCACUUCCAUGCCCUUAUUCGCUUCUCUCUUUCUCAUUACUCUCUCCCUCUUCUCUCUCUCCUUCAUUCUUCCGUAUUCUCCGUCAACAACAUCUACUAGUACUACUAGUACUAUUCAACAACAAGGUUUGAACAGUGAUGCCUCUGAUUCUGUUAAGUUCAUAAAAGAUAAACUACUAAGUGGACUUCUAGCAGCUGGAUUUGAUGAUGGAUCAUGUCUCAGCAGGUAUCAUUCCAUUAAAGGAUUAUCAGGGAAUCCAUCCUCUUACCUCAUUUCCAGAUUAAGAAAAUACGAAGCUCUCCACAAAAAGUGCGGACCUUAUACUGAAUCCUACAAUAAAACGGUGAAAGAUCUCAGUUCAGGUCAUUUAAGCGAGUCCCCGGAUUGUAAAUAUGUGGUUUGGAUUUCAUUUAGUGGUUUAGGGAACAGGAUAUUGACCUUGGCUUCUGCAUUUCUUUAUGCUCUCCUCACAAACCGUGUUCUUUUGGUUGAUCCUGGAGUUGAUAUGGCUGAUCUCUUCUGUGAACCGAUUCCAGAUGUUUCAUGGUUUCUCCCUCCUGAUUUCCCUCUCAACGGUCAAUUUCAUGGUUUCAAUCAGAAAUCUGAUCAAUGUCAUGGAAAAAUGCUGAAAGAUAAAUCAGUCACAAAUUCGAAAGUGCCUUCUUCUGUCUACCUUCAUUUGGUACAUGAUUACAAUGAUGAGGAUAAGCUUUUCUUCUGCGAUGAAGAACAGAAAUUUUUGCAGAAAGUACCUUGGUUAUUGAUGAAAACUGAUAAUUACUUUAUUCCAUCGCUAUUCUUGAUGUCGUCUUUCGAUCAGGAGCUCAGUAAUCUCUUUCCAAACAAGGAGAAAGUUUUCCAUUUCAUAGGCAGGUAUUUGUUCCACCCUACAAACAAAGUUUGGGGUUUUGUUACUAGAUACUAUGAAUCUUAUUUAGCUAAUGUUGAUCAAAGAGUCGGCAUCCAGAUUAGGGUUUUCGACACUAGACCCGGUCCAUUUCAAUAUGUAUUGGAUCAAAUCCUAGCAUGUACUUUGAAGGAAAAUCUCUUGCCUGAUGUUGACAAGAAGCAUGGUAUUACUGGUUUGUUCGGAAGAUCAAAGUCGAAAGCGGUACUAAUGACAUCCUUAAGCUCUGGCUAUUUUGAAAAAAUAAGAGACAUGUAUUGGGAAUAUCCAACGCUGACCGGAGAAGUUAUCAGUGUACACCAACCAAGCCAUGAGGGAUAUCAGCAAACUGAGAAGCAAAUACACAACCAAAAAGCUUGGGCAGAAAUAUAUUUAUUGAGUUUAACCAACGUGUUGGUGACUAGCUCCUGGUCUACUUUCGGCUACGUGGCACAGGGGCUUGGAGGUUUGAAACCUUGGAUACUAUACAAACCUGAGAAUGAGACAGCUCCUGAUCCUCCUUGUCGACGUGCGAUAUCGAUGGAGCCUUGUUUUCACGCACCACCUUUCUAUGAUUGUAAGGCAAAGAGAGGAGCUGAUACAGGUGCACUUGUUCCACAUGUAAGACAUUGUGAGGAUAUGAAUUGGGGUCUUAAAAUUGUAGACAAUUAUGGUUAG
Messenger RNA from Lathyrus sativus (Indian pea), 1692 nucleotides. Lineage: Eukaryota; Viridiplantae; Streptophyta; Magnoliopsida; Fabales; Fabaceae. The record is from the annotation of a GenBank genome assembly.